This is a messenger RNA of Candoia aspera, 12201 nucleotides long. It is a transcript of the gene MGA, whose product is annotated as MAX dimerization protein MGA. The transcript has 24 exons. Gene Ontology annotation, biological process: positive regulation of DNA-templated transcription; regulation of transcription by RNA polymerase II; cell fate specification. The coding region runs from base 128 to 9619 and encodes 3163 amino acids. The record is from RefSeq and is a predicted model, not a curated record. Gene Ontology annotation, molecular function: DNA-binding transcription factor activity, RNA polymerase II-specific; protein dimerization activity; RNA polymerase II cis-regulatory region sequence-specific DNA binding. NCBI's taxonomy places the organism in Eukaryota, Metazoa, Chordata, Lepidosauria, Squamata, Candoiidae. Gene Ontology annotation, cellular component: MLL1 complex; nucleus.
GUUCUCUCCAUCGGAUAACACGAUUUGACUGUGAACAUUGCAGGAAGGGGGAGGGGGUUACACCGUCCCACUCGCGAUCGCACGAUGAUUAAAAAUCAGUGAAGUAAAACUGCCAGAAUUGUGAAAUAUGGAAAAUAUUGGAGAUAUUUCAACUAUUCCCAUAAUGGAGAAACAACCAGUUAUAUUAGGAAACCAGAAUAGUGGAACAAUGUCAGGCACAGCACCUGCUCUUUAUGUUCUUGUGAAGCAGACCACUGGAAAAGCUGACCAAGGAACCUUGAUUUCAAAUCAGGAUAACUGCAGUCUUCUCAGCAGUGCCGCAGUGCCAAUGAAAUCUAAGGCAAAGUCGUACCUUCCAGCUGAUUGCACUUCAGGAAACAUCACUGUUAUUCUUGACAACAAUAAUAUGUGGAAUGAAUUCUAUCAUCGCAGCACAGAAAUGAUUUUGACAAAACAAGGGAGACGAAUGUUUCCAUAUUGUCGUUACUGGAUAACAGGACUAGAAUCCAACCUCAAGUAUAUCCUAGUCAUGGAUAUUUCUCCUGUUGACAACUUCCGCUAUAAAUGGAAUGGUCAUACUUGGGAGCCCAGUGGAAAGGCAGAACCCCAUGUGCUGGGAAGGGUAUUUAUUCAUCCUGAAUCACCUUCUACUGGUCAUUACUGGAUGCAUCAACCAGUAUCUUUCUACAAAUUGAAGCUUACUAAUAAUACACUGGACCAGGAAGGGCAUAUCAUUCUGCAUUCCAUGCACCGCUAUUUACCUCGACUACACCUGGUGCCUGCUGAAAAAGCUACAGAGGUUAUCCAGUUGAAUGGUCCUGAUGUCUGUACUUUUACUUUUCCACAGACAGAAUUCUUUGCUGUGACUGCCUAUCAAAACAUCCAAAUUACGCAGCUAAAAAUAGACUAUAAUCCAUUUGCUAAAGGAUUCAGAGAGGAUGGCUUGAGUAGUAGACUUCAGCGUGAUGUGAAGCAAAAUGGUAGCUCAGAGCAUGAAGGCAAUAGUGUUACUAGUUCUCCUAGCAAUCACAGACAUCUCCCUGAAGGGGACAUUUUGGAUCCAGCACGGAGAGGACUAGAGCCACCACUUAGUGGGAUAUGUGACCCAGAUCUGGAGAGAGAGUCCUUUAGUCCAUAUCAUGACUUCUUACAUCUCAUGGAGACAGAUGUGCAUGCAGUUGAUGAUCAAAGGUUAAAGGAAGAAGCAUCAGAAAGUCCAAUAUCUAGCCCUUGUCAAAAAAUGUCGUAUGUGACAUCCCAGCUCAAUCCAAAGGGAGGAAUCAGUGUGUCUGUUAAAGAAGAACCAUUAGAUAACUAUGAAUAUGGACCUCUUACUUGCAUGGAAGGGGUAAGUGUGAAGCAGGAAGAAACCAAUAACAUUGCAGAAGAAUAUUCCAAUAGUGAUGAUUCCAUAUUGGAGCAGCAGCUGGAGAAAUACAGUAAAAUAAGCAAAAUGGAUAUUGAAUUGCACAAGGAACAACAAAUAAGCCAGUUGGGUGUUGCCAAAGCAAAAAUGCUAAAAUUGGAUAGUGGGAAGAUGCCUGUAGUUUACCUAGAACCCUGUGCGAUAACCAGGAAUACAGUGAAAGUCUCUGCUCUUUCACAGGCCUUAUUGUCAGCUUCUAAGAAUGAAAAGUCUCCACUGAUUCAUUCAUUAGAUACUUUCUCUGCUCAUUUUGAAAAUAAUGGCAUCUCUAGCCCUUUUGCAGCCAAGGAAACAAAAAAGAUUACAACUGAUAAAAUGGUAUCUGAAAAGACAGCACCACAGAUUCCUUCAGAAAGCGAUAUGCUAUGGAGAAAUACUGAAACAUACAGCAGUCUCACUACAACAGAGAAAGAAUCUAGUUGUAAUCUCAAGGCCACUGCCACCAGCAGCCCUUCUUUAGCUAAAGUUAUCUUUGAUGAGCACAAGACAAAUGUGCUGAAGACUCACAUUUCUAGCAAGAGUAUUGCUGGCAAUCAAACUGUUGGGGUGUCAGGCCCAAGGAAAAGAGGAAGACCACGGAAAAUAAAGCUACCUGAAGCUGAGAGGCCACCUAAAUACAUUGCAAAGUGCAUCACAACAAGUAAUAAUGCCUCUUUGGGAACUGGUAGUACUCAUUUGGAUGUUAAACCUGAUCUUGAGGAUGUGGAUGGAGUGCUCUUUGUAUCCUUUGUAUCCAAGGAAGCACUUGAUAUCCACACUGUUGAUAGAGCUGAAGAAAGAGAAUUGCAAAAUACACUGAACAAUUCACUGACUACAUGUAAUCCAUGCACUGAUUCAGAUGGUCAAAGAAUACAACAGCUGGAAAAAGAAUUGUUAGAAGAUUUAAAGUCUUUUAAGUACAAACAAGUAAUACAUCCAAGUCUUCAAGAAGUGGGUUUAAAAUUGAAUUUUGUGGACCCAGCAAUGAGCAUUGAUCUGAAGUAUUUGGGUGUGCAGUUGCCAUUAAGUUAUUCAGAUGGGUCUACUUCAUGGAAAAAUGUAGGAGCUGAUUCCAGUUCUGCUGAUGCUGGACUUCACUUUAUUUCAAGGACUGGAAAGACAAAUGACAUCACAAAAAUAAAGGGUUGGCGAGGAAAAAUUCAUAAUUCUUCAAAAAAUGAAGGCAUCAUUUUAGAAGGCUUGUUGAAGAAUCGAUCUGCCUUUUGCAGUGACAAACUUGAUGAAUACUUAGAAAAUGAAGGAAAGCUGAUGGAAACAAGCAUGGGAUUUUCUCCUAGCACAUCUAGUUCUCCUGUGGUUUAUCAGCUUCCAACUAAAAGCACCAGCUAUGUACGGACAUUAGACAGUGUUCUAAAAAAACAAUCCACUGGUACUAAUUUGAGUUCUUACACUUCCAAGCCUCUUGGCUUACCUUCUAUUUCUAAAAAGAAAAAAGAGAAAAUUAAGAAUAAAAAGCAAGCAGUCUCAAGAGGCAAAGAAAAAUCUCCCCACAAAGGUAUUACAGGUUUAUCUGUUGCAAAAAAGCAGAAACGCAAAUUAGUCUCGGAAGAGAAAGCUUCUAAAUCUCAGCCAAAUGAUCAAACAGUUAAUGAGAAAGAUGCUUCAAUGAUGUUGGGCACAGAGGAAAGUUUGCAGAGCAAACAGAUCACUGUGCGUCAAGUGCAGCAGCAACAGAGCAGUCGCUUGCCAACUUUAUCCAAGACUCAAUUGAAACUGCUGGAUUUAGAAGAUUGUGCAUUGUGGGAUGGUAAACCACGGACAUAUAUUACAGAGGAACGAGCUGAACUAUCUUUGACAAUUUUGUUGACUGCUCAGGCUUCACUCAAAAACAAACCCAUUCACAAAAUAAUAAAAAAGAAAGCACCACCAUGCAACAAUGAUUUUUGUCGGCUUGGGUGUAUCUGUUCUAGUUUAGCUCUUGAAAAACGUCAGCCAACACACUGCCGCAAACCAGAUUGCAUGUUUGGAUGUACUUGCCUAAAAAGAAAAGUUGUCUUAAUUAAGCACAAAAAGAUCCUGGAGAAGCCUCUGCGAGGGAAGCAUAGAUUAUAUCAUGAAAGAAACCAGGAACAACAAACAUGCGUAAUAGCAAAAGAUGAGCAAGAAAAAAUGAAACUAAAAGAUAAGAAGAGGAAAAGGAAGGUUGAAUAUACUAUUUGUGAUACAGAGCCAGAAAUACCUGUUAAGAAUUUUCCAUUGUGGGUAAAAAAAGAGGGAGAGAUGGAUCCAGAACCAAUUUACAUCCCAACACCAUCAGCUGUCGAAGCAACAAAAAAUGUGAUGCCACCUAUUCCAGAGAUCUUACCAACUGAUAAUAAGCCUGCAGCAACUGAAGUUAAUUCAGUGACCAGUGGAGCCAAGCCAGCACGAGUGUAUACACCUAAACCCAAUCCAGUGAUUCGAGAGGAAGAUAAAGACCCUGUUUAUCUAUAUUUUGAAAGUAUGAUGACUUGUGCUCGUGUGAGAAUAUAUGAAUGGAAAGUGCAGGAGAAAAGACGGCAGGAGAAGUGCCCCUGGAAUUGUGAAAAACAUACUGAAAAGGAGCAUGAUGCUGAAUCCCAGCCCCUGAAAAUUGAAGAGGAUAAAGACCCAGCUGAGAAAAGCUGGUGGUUUUCCUGUAGUGCUGGGGAUCCAUCCACUUCUUAUGUACAUCAUAUUACUCCAGAUGGCAAAAACAAACUAAUUGAGAUUAUUUCUGAUUGCAACUGGGAGGAGGAUCGUAAUGAGAUCUUGAAUAUCUUAUCACAGCAUAUCAAGAAUAAGAUGCCUAAAUCGCUCAAAGUAGGGAAUUUUCUUAUUGAGCUAGAAUCUGAAAGUAAAACCUGGGAUGAAAAGCGCACACCUAUCUACUCCUCACGAAUGAAAAUCUCUGUGCCACCAUGCCAAAACAAAACCCAAAACCCUCCUGUCGCUGUUGAGUCACCUAAUGCUGGAUUGUCACCAUGCAAAAGGACAGAAAAAAUGAUUUUAACGCCAGACAUAUUACAGGAACAGAGGAAGAAAGGUUUGCCCUUUUAUGCAGGACUUUCUUCUGCAGGAAAGCUGAUUGCUAACACAUGCAAAUAUGACUUGAAUCCCUCAGGUUUGAUUCAGGUUAAUGGUAAAAAUUCUCCUCAAGCCAAACUUCUUUUGGGACAGAUGGGAGCUCUGCAUCCAGCCAAUCGUCUAGCUGCUUAUCUCACAGGUAGACUGCAACCAACAGUGCUUGAUCUCUCAACAGUGAUCUUCAAGAUAGCACCCAACAAUAAACUUGCUGCUUCUGAGUCACUGUCAACUGAAGUGUCCACAUCAGAAACAUCUAAAACUCCAUUUUCCAGUGAUACUGCAUCAGUCUCCGCUGCUCAUGUCUCAGCACAGAGACAGAUAGCUCCUCGGCUAUUACUGGAUGGUAUGACCUCUCAGUUGGUUAUAAAUACAGUUGGAGGUCUACAGAAGAAGGCUCCUGAAAUUAGAUCAUCCCAACCUCUGACAGGACCACAGAAAUUUAAUACCAAAUCUAUCCCACUUUCUGCUGGUUCAACUGCAGUUGUUACUACAGCUGCUACAAUUUCUGUGGCAUCACUUCCUGUAACUAUUCCUAGCCCUUUACAGAAUUACAAUGCCACCUAUCCUUCUGACAUUGCUUUAACAAAUACUGUUGGAAGACAAGAAAUGAAUACAUCCUCAACUACAGCUACUGUUGAAAUAACAAAGCCAGUUACAACCAUGGCUUUUGCUAAGUCUUCAACUCCAGUUUCUACAGCUGUAUCCACAGUUACUGUGACCUCACCAACUUCAUCAGUUGGCUGUGUUCAUCCUCCUGGACUCUCAGGAAUUCACAAAAGCCCUUUGUCAAAUCAAAAACAGGGUGCGACAAGUCCUGCAGGUUUGCCUCAUGGAGCAGAGAAUCGUAUGGGAACACGAUUACUUUUGAUUCCAGUACAUCAGGGUUCUCCUACUUUGCGACCUUCACAAAAUAUGCAAGUUGCUCAUGGCAAAAGAAUGAUUUUACAACCUUUGAGGCAUCCAGGUGCUGUUAAUCUCUACCGACACCCCAAUGGCCAGAUUAUCCAACUUGUUCCCUUGCAUCAACUUCAACCUGCAGGAGCACAGCCCAGUUUACAGCCCAUAAUGCUCCGUAAUCCAGGCUCUGUGGUAGGAAUCCGGUUACCUGGACCUUCUAAGCUUCCUGAAACAUCUGUAUGUCAGGCUUCUGCUGUUUCAUCUGUGACCUCCACUACCCUAACAACUUCAAUUCUGUCCACGUCUCCUUCAGUUUUGUCUGUACCCUCAACUGCAGAGAACAUUUCUGUUUUAUCUGGGACAACCACUGCAGUAUUAUCAGAAACUCCUACCACCGAGUCUUCUUUAAUGCUUUCCAUGUCCUCUAAUGCUUUAUCCAUAUCCCCUUCUGCUUCACUUUUGUCCAUGGGCUCUACUACUGACAUUCCUUUGCUGCCCCUCACCUCUUCUACUGCGCUUGUACCAUCCUCUGCUGCAAUUUCAUCAUCCCUACCCUCUUCUAUGCCUGUUUCCCCUACCGUUAAGUCCCCUUCCGGUUUGACUGUGUCACCUAUUGCUACUACUUUGUUGCCUAUGUCCCCUUCUAAUAUACCUAUGUCUCCUGUCACUGAGAGCACUUCUGCUGCUCCUGAAUCCCCUGUCAUAAAUUGGACAUUACAGGACAUUAGAACUACAACUGUGCAUCCUGCUGCAGUAACUCAAGCAACACCUGCUAAUUCUUCAGGUCCUGUGUCCCCAACUGGUACUUUGACUCUGAGAAUUUCUCCUUCUGGAAUAAAAAACAAUUCCAAUCAAACAAAUUCCCAGUCUAAAAUAAGAUGUAGCACCAGUGAGCUACAAAGCAAUAUAAAUAAUCUAAUAUCUCUACAGUCAGGCAGUUUUGCUUUGCUUCAGUUUCCAGGGCAGAAGAAUGUUCCAAGUUCCAUUGCAAAGAAAGUUGCAUCUCUCGAGAUUAAGAUUUCGCAUAAGAAAAAUGAGGUCAGUGCCAACAAGUUAGAAGAAAAUUUGAUACGUUCACAAGCAGCAGAAAUUACUGAGUCAGAAAUCACUAAAUUGAAAGAAAACAAGCUACCAUCACAUAACCCAGAGUUCCAUUCUGAAGAGAUAACAUGUAACAGGAAUAUAUCAGAUAUAGUUGAAAAGGAUGCUGAAAUGUUGAAGUUACCAAGUUGCGCUCUCAUGUUACAGGCUAAUAUAAAAUCAGACCACUCCUAUACCAGUGAGAAGCAAAAAUGUGAGGAAAAUGGAGCAUUGGUUAAGGAAAAAAAUGAAGACAAAGAUGCUGAACAUCCCUUAGAUAAAGUUUCAUAUUCUAAGGAUGUUCAUGAAAAAUGUAAUGAAGUUGCAGUUCUUGCCCAUAAUACAUUAGAAGAAAGGUCAAUGCAAAAUCCAGUUACUGCAUCAAAAAAAGCUGAACAAACACCAUUAGAUACAGAAGCAGGAUUGAUUAUUGAACAGUCCUGGUGGAAACCAUGGGGUAAACACAAAAGAAACCUAAAUAAUACUGAAAAGCUGCAAAAAAACCCUAAACCUCUGGAUCCAUGGAAAAAUGAAGAUCCAGAAUUACCAAGAGAGAACAUGAAGGAAAAGUGUGGCUUUGUGGCUAAAGAAAAGGACAAAGAGGAAGUGAGUGAGAAGGAUAAGGUCACUAUUGGAAAAAAUAAAAAUAAUGCAUUAGGAAAUGAAUACCUGGAUAGUGAUCAUGAAAACGUAUAUGAAAGAAAUACUGGUUAUCAAAGUAACUGUAACUCUUCUAGCUAUGAAAAAAGUCAGGAAGAUAAUCAAAAUAAGAACGAUGAGCACAAGAUUAGUAGGACUUGGGACAAAAUAUCCAGACAAUCUUUAGUUGUUCAAAACAAAAUCAGCAUGGAUGCUGAUGAACUUGCAGAGAAAUUAACAAAAUCCAUAGAACAAAAUAUAUGGAAAACCAAGUGUCACAGAAAAAAAUCCUCACCUAUUAUUGACAUUACCCGGGAUGAUACAGAAAAGGAUGAAAAAACAGAGGAAUCUGGUGAUGAGAUGAUUGAUGAAGUAUUUGGAUAUCAAAGUGAGGAUACAAUAAAUGUUGAAACAUUGAAUGAAAGUGAAUCCAGUGAAGCUGAAGAAAAUGUGGACAUUGAGACUGUGGAGGAAUUUUCAGAAAAAUUUAAUAUUGCUCGUUUGAAGGCUACGGCUGCCCAUGCCUUGUUGUCUAAACAGUUGCACCUUGUUCGUAACCAUUCUAAUAAGACGACGACCAAGCGUUAUAAGCAGUCUGAGUUUUCAAAUAAAAAGCUAAAGAAUGAAGAGGAGGCCUUUGCUAACUAUCGGCAAACACAUACAGCGAAUGAACGUCGCCGUCGAAAAGAAAUGAGGGGACUCUUUGAAAAAUUGAAAACAACAUUAGGAUUGCACACUUUUCCCAAAGUUUCCAAGUGUUUCACAUUAAAACAAGCCUUUGAAGAGAUCCAGGGUCUAACAGAUCAAGCAGACAAACUCACAGGACAAAAGAACUUAUUAUUACGCAAGCAGGACAUCUUGAUUCGUAAAGUAUCUGCACUUUCAGGAAAGACACAGGAAGUAGUCUUGAAGAAGUUAGAAUACAUUUAUGCCAAACAGAAAGCAAUAGCGGCUCAAAAAAGGAAGCAGAAUGAACAAACAGAACCUAUGAAGAUGACUGAAACUACGGAGGCUGCUAGUCCUUUGGUGGAAAAUGGUCCCACUUCUGUCCUUAGAGAGGUGGAGCCAGUGGUUUUAUCCAAUCAACGUACAAAACCAUUGAUACUUUCCAGGAAAGGAAACCACGUCACAGGAGACCUACCUCCUUCUAUAACAUUAACAAAUGCCAACCUGGUAGUGACUACAAACGGCCAGGUUCUGGCAUUCAGAAGCUCAUUGGUGCCAAGACAGGUUACUGCCCUGUCUUCCACACUUCUGCAAGCCAAGCUCAAAUCAGAAACUGAGAGCAGUAAUGAGACAGUUCAGUCAGCAGAAAAUGAAGAUUCAUUCUUGAUGCCAAGAAUCGUGAAUGUGACAUCACUAGCUACUGAAGAAGAAACAAAUUUAAAUCUGGAUGCAAAUAAAAGUCCUUAUAUAAUGCUAAAUACUGAUUCUCGGGCAUCUGAGCUUUCCUUGCAAGUUGUAUCUCGAGAGACAGCCAAUCAUAAGUGCAAAGAAAAAGAUGAAGCUUCUGAAAAAGAGCCAAACAUUACUGGAACGCCACAAGAAUUGCUUCAGGAAAAAUAUAGUUUUCCACAAAUACUAAAUGUCUCCAGUUUAAAGGACUCCUCAGAAUCAUUUGGAACAAAGCUCUGCAAUGAAGAAUUAACUGGAAGCCAGACAUCGGCCAAACAGGUAGAUGGAGGAGAAUAUCAGAAGUCAAAUAAUUCCUCAUUGCAAAAGCUACAGGUUAACAAAGCCAAGGACUCUGGAUCAGAAAUGGAACUGCAGCAGGUUGCUUCUGUAAUUCAUGAACCAACACCGGAUACAAGCAGUUCAAUAGAUAUAGAGGAGAAUGAUGAUUCAGAUGAAACUCUGACCUCACUUUUGAAUGAAAUUGCAUUUCUCAAUCAGCAGCUGAAUGAUGAUACUUCAGACAUACCAGAACUUCCCAACCCCCUAAGCUCUGGCUUUUCUCUAGCAGAUACGGAAAGUCGCCAGGAACCAAAUUCAACAGGUGGCUCUGCCUUCCAAUUUGGUACAAUGGGUGGGAAUUUUAAGGAUCUUUCUAUGGUUCAAGACAGUGGUGAUUCCAUAACUCCUCUCUUACUUCACUUGGAUGAUGAUGAUUUUCCUGGUGGUAAUAGAAAUUCAGGAGAGCUUUCAUCAGAAUCUAAUGCUUUAAAAAUCAUGCUGGGCUCUGAAGUAAAGGACAGAAAUUCCAACCUCUUAAAAAUAAAUGGAAAUGGAAAAAACAUGGAAUCCUCCACAAGGACAAGAAGUGUUUCACCUCCCAUUCUACAUAUGAAAACUAAUUUAGAAACGGGCAGCUCUGACAUGUCAUGGAGGCCUAUGCCCAAAUUGGCACCCCUGGGCUUAAAAGCUGCUAAUCACUCAAUAGAUUCUGAUGGACAAGGUACUAAAGUGAUGCCUGCACUGGCACCUGUUGCUUCACAAGAGAAAAAAUUGGCACAGUCAGUGGUUAACCCAAGUCAGGAUUCUAAAGCAACAAACACAAAAACAACUGCAGCAACAAAAUCAAACUUUGUAUAAAGCAACAAACACAAAAACAACUGCAGCAACAAAAUCAAAUAUUGUGGCUUUACCUUCAAAUUUUAAUAAUUUCUUUCUGAGUUUUGAGACUUAAUCUUGAUGUAAGAUACACAUAUGUAUCUGGCUGCUUAUGUUAGGUUGUCAUAUAUUAUAAAAAGUAUGGAUGUAAUUUAUGAAAACAAAUUUUUGUACUAGAGGUUAAGAAGUCAGAUUUAAGAGACUAACCAGACAGAUGAAUAAUGCAGAUGCUUCAUUUAUCUGUUAUUGUGGUAGAACCCUUGUAAAAUAUGUUGAGGCUCUUUAAUCAAUUACAUGUUUCAGAAAAUUCAUUCUGGGAAGAAAAAAUGCAGAACUAAGCUCUUUCCUUCAUACAACUAAUGUAGUGAGAAUUUUAAUUACUUUGCUCAAACUCCAGUGGAGUUGUUCUUAAAUGGCAGGAAAGUUGUCAUAGUUAUUUCCUUUUUAUGACACUGCCACAGAAUAUUUUUUUUUUAAGUAUUUUUAAAAAAUCAGGAAUGUAAAUGGUUUGUAUAAAUAUAUAUAUUAUCAUAUUACGCAUUCAGGAGCUCAGAUUAAAGCAUUUCAGCAACAAAGUAUUUUCUGUAAUACAGCGUUGUUUAAUUUGUGGAGUCUCACUCUAAAGCUAGUGAAAUGUGAAGAUAUUUCAUACUGUAAAAUGAUUUAUAUUUUUGUAUACAGAUUUUUGUAAGUAUGUACAAUAAUGAAAUUUUUCAUCUAAGAAAAAUACUAAAUGUUUCCAAAUGAUUGUAAAUGAUACAUUUUUCAUUAAGUGCAAAGCAUUUGAAUGCUUUGAACAGGUCGUUAUAUGAAAUCUGAGAAUUUAUGCCUAAAUUCUCCUUAAGGAAGCUGAGGUAAGGUAAGGACUUCAUUAAGGAAGGUAAUGGUUCUUGUUGUCCCAAGAUAAAAUGUUAAAGCUUUCUUGAUUUACUUAUAUUUGAAGCUUCCCUCUCUCAUCACAUGGGUUAACUGUUGAGAGUCAGUUUUCUGUAUAUACAUGAAAAAUGAGCAAUUCUGGUCUGCUCAUAGAGCAAAGCUUCACAUGCAAUGAACAGACAUGAGUCAGAAUUACUUCUGGUGGGUGUUCCUGAGCUUUUAAAAACAUACACAGAUUCAGUUAAAGGAGGAAAAGUGGCUCCUGAACUCCUCUUCUUUCUCAAAGAUUUUCACAGAAAUAAUGUUGCUGUGUUUAUCCCCACUGGCUGUUAAAUCUUCAGAUAGUUACAGAAUUACUUAGAGUUUUUAGUUCUCCCUUUAGUGGAUACAAUUGAUUUAAAAGCUUUAAAAUAUUAGAAAGGAAAAAUUGUUAAGAAAUAAGUACUAAGCAGUGUGGAUUAAACAAUUCAUUGUUUUUCACUGUUGCACAUAUUCCCUAAUCUUAUAUUUCAAUUUUUUGUAAGUUUUCAUCUGUUUUUUGUGUUCAUUCAGUGCCUUAGGACAUGAAAAGAAAUCCAGUACAUAAGUAGCUAAUUAAAAUCUGACUGACCUUUGCAUUUUAGGGCUCAGACUCCAAUGUAACACAAGCCCUUUAAGUGUUUUAUCUGGACAUGCAACUGAGAAUGUGGUUUCUCUGAGGAGCCUGUCCCACAGACAUCUGCAGAUACUGUGUGCACAUCAGCAGUGAUGGGGCCCUUGUAUGCAGAGCUGUACAUCAGACGGCUUUCAUGAGCACAGCAACAUUUGUUAGGAUUUCUCCGUGUGUGAAAUCCUGUACUCAGACAUCUUGCUUGUUCAGAUAAAAAAGCCUGAAGAAGGCUUGUGCCAAUUUGCUUGCCUAUAUUAAAUAAACAUAAAAUAAAUUAUGCCAAGCAUUUCUUUCAUGAGACCACCAUUACACUAGAAACUUGACCAAAAUAUAACAUUAAAUUUUAUUCUUUUCUCACUCCUUUUGCCUAGUAUUUGCUUGUUUCUGUUGAGCUAAAGAAACUAAAUAAAACCCCACUCCUGCACAUUUCACUAAGAACCCUAGAGCAAAUUAUACCAUUAUUACUAGGGUCAUUUUACCUCUUGACUAAAUAUGGCAAUUUUAAAGAUGCAGUGCAUUAUAAUGUAAUAGGCAGUAAAGAAUUUCAGGAAAGCUAUAUAAAUAUUCAGGUAUGAUGCAUAGAACUCUUUAAAAUACCAGCACCCAACCGCCUCUUUCCAUCAUUAGUUGUGGCCUCCAUUUCAGUGAUCAGUUCUAAAGUUUUAAAAAAUAAUGCUGGUACAUCCUACGACACUAUUCCUUAAGUAUUUCAAAAGUAGCCUUGAUGACAAUUAUGUAUAGUUUUUUAGGAAUAAUAAUGCAAGACUGAAUUUUAUAAGCAUUUUCUAAUCAAGAGAGCAGUUAAAACUCAGAAUUGAUGCAUUUCACUUAAGCUUCUUGUAAAUUUGAUUUUUAAUUCAUCUGUAAAUGGCUGAAAUGUUUUUAAUAACACAAUGUCAGGUUUUGUUUCUAUUAUAUAUUCCCUCUUUUUCUGUAUCUACUAAAAACUGGUAUUUUUGUAGUUAUUUAACCAUAAAGCCUAUCUGAACAACUGUGAGAGGGAGAAUCUGUAUAAUUAAAAUAGUCUUCAACUAGAAAA